Messenger RNA from Closterium sp. Yama58-4, 2622 nucleotides. The record is from the annotation of a GenBank genome assembly. NCBI's taxonomy places the organism in Eukaryota, Viridiplantae, Streptophyta, Zygnematophyceae, Desmidiales, Closteriaceae.
AUGGGCCUAACAUGUAGUCAUACGAAUUCCAAGAUCUCGGUUAUCAGACAUCUCGUGCUGAUGGCUCUCCAUCCGACACCUGCUUCAGCCGCCCUUAACUUCUCAAGCUCCGAGGCCGGAAAAGUGCAGUGGUCGCUCGACUGUGACUGGGUCGGCAACGACAUCGGCCGAGCCGCCGGCAAGGGCGAGACGUGCGGACAGCAGUGCCUGAGCCGCGCGGAUUGCACGCACUGGACGUGGAGCGCCUUCAACGGCGGCACGUGCUGGCUCAAGGGGGCGAUCAACGCCACUGAAUUGGUCCCCGCCACUGGCACGUCGUGCGGUUACCGCGUCGGCGACAGCGCGACCGGCAACCCCUACGCGACAGUCAAGCAGUACCUCAACCCCGGGUACAAGACGAGCGUGAAAUCCGCGAUGCGCGCCACGCUUCCCUCCGAUGCGCCGUUUUUCGCGAGCGUGGCGGAUCAUCCGACGGCCGUGUGGCUGGACAGGAUGGCGGCGCUCGACUCCAUCCAAGGCCACCUCGACGACGCUAAGGCUCAGGCGGCCGGCAAACCCAUUCUCGUGCAAUUCGUGAUCUACGACCUCCCGGGCCGCGACUGCAAGGCGUGGUCAUCUAAUGGGGAGAUUCCCAAGGGCGGCCUCGACACGCACAAGACCAAGCACAUCGAUGUUGCCGUGCUGGCUUUUCAAAAGAAGGCGGCGAACGUGCGUCUUUCGCUCGUGAUCGAGCCCGACUCGCUGCCCAACAUCGCGACCAACAUGGGGAUGAACCGGUGCGACGCGACGACGGACAAGGAGUACACGGAGGGCGUCGCGUAUGCCAUUGCGGAGCUCUCGCAGAUCCCCGACACCACGCUCUAUCUCGACUCCAGCUUCGGCGGCUGGCUCGGUUGGCCGGAGGGGAUGAAGCGCGUCGUGGCGGUGUACAAGAAGGUCCUCACGCGCGCGCGGCAGAUCCGCGCGAACGCCAAGAUCCGCGGCUUCGCGUCCAACGUGGCCAACUACAUCCCGCUCUUCGCGUCCGGAUGCCCGGCGUUAGAAAAGUGCCCACUCGCGAAGAACCCGAGCACGGGCGAGAUGUGCUACGACUGGAACCCGUGCAUCGACGAGAACCGGUUCACGUCGCGCAUGAAUGCGUACCUGGGAGCCUUGGGCUUGCCGACCAGGUGGAUUGUGGACACCAGCCGGUCCGGCCGCGCUGGCAUUCGGAAGCGCUGGGGGUCGUGGUGCAACGUGAAGGGCGCGGGAAUCGGACAGCGCCUCGAGGCGAAUCCUGCCAAUGCGCCGCAAGGGGGCCUCGGGUGGUCUCAUGCGGCUCCCUCCCCUUUCCCACACACCUUUUGCUUGCCUGCUCGGUGGUUGAUGCUCUGGUUUGGAUCAAGCCGCCUGGGGAGAGCGAUGGCCAUUCGUAAGUACCUAAUCCCUCCUAUGCGCCUGCGAACAAAGUUUCUGGGCAUUUUCCCCGUGGAUCGCGAGUGCAACCCCGAUGACGCGCUGGGCCUGGACGCCCUACCGAGCGCGACCCGCGCAGGGCAAUGGUUCCAGACGCAAUUCACCGCGCUGGUCCGCUACGCCAACCCCCCCAUGCCUGCUGGCAAGGUGGACCCGCCCACGCCUGCCGACCCGUGCAAGACCGAUCUGAAAACAAACCACGCGUGCGAUCCAUUCUGGGAGGACUUGGCCGUCAAAUACUCGCCGCAGUACAAGUUCCACCCCGACGAAACCAUCUGGCCAAUCACGAUCGACGAGUACCUCACACAUGUGUAUGACUCCAUGGGUUCGUAUUUUGUGGGAAAUACGGAGUGUAAGGUUGAAUACCAGGCGGGCCCGAUCACUCCCGACAAUCUUAAUACAUUGCUGGAGAAUGUGGAUCUGAAGAGCGAGCAUGGACAUACUGUCCUGCGGAUUCUGGGUGAAAUUGAUCAGAAUACGGACUGGGUGAAAGACUCGAGGCGCAACCCGAAGAACGGAGGCACGAAGCUGUACACGGUCAUUUACAAUCCGAAACCCGACGACACAGACUCGUUUGUGGAGAUUCAGUAUUGGCUCUUCUACCCAUAUAACUAUGUCAACCUCCUUGCUGGGGAGUACAACCGCAUUACGGACCUUGUGGCGAUUGCAAUCCGUUUCACAAAGUCUGGCCAGCCGCAGCGUGUUUGGUACGCGCAGCACGGCGGCGGCCCCGUGUGGGCGUGGGACACCGGAGCUGACUGGGCCGACUCCAAGCCAAAGGAGUUUGCUACAGUGAUGGGAACACAUCCCAUUGUGUAUGUCGCGGAAGGAACCCAUGAGCAUUACCAUAAAGUCGGUAGUAGUUUCCAUUGCAAUGUGGGCAAUUGUGACGAGACUGCAAACGGAGGAGUCGCGUGGGCGCCCUUUGACAACCCGCAGUCUGCCUUCGAGUUUGUUCAUGUGAAGAGCGAGAUGUCCGCUUCCAUGCCGAAUGCAAAUAGGGCGAAGCUAUUCAAGGGGAGAAACAAGUGGAUGGGUUUCAAAGGGAAAAUUGGUGGAUAUUGUAAGUGCAUUCGCCCCAAGCACAGUGUGUACAGAACGCUUUGGAUGAUCGGUGCUGACUUUGUUUGCUUUGUUCUCAGACUUGAGUUGGCUCUCCAGGGGUAA